GUUUCUUUAUUAUUUCAGAUUAAUGGAUGACUUUGGCACAAAAUAACUUUUUUAACAUUGGAUACAUAUGGAAUAUUUAUAAUUUUUUUAAAGACUAAAAGAAAACGUUUGAGAGAACAGAUAUAAUAACCCAACUGCUAUAAAUCUAGACUGGAAUUACUGUGAAAUAUUUGCUCUGAGCGAAGAUUCAUAGCACCAUUUCUGCAUCUCAUUAUCUGGUGCUUUUGCAUUCUAAUUAAAGUUGAAUAUAUUUGCAAAGGAGUUUGCAGACUUUUAGAUAUCGAUAAAAUCACAGUUGAUAUCAGUAGAAAUAUUUCUAAGGAAUAAAUUAUAACAAGAAAGAAGAAAUUAUAUGCUGUGGUGAAAACUUCACAGGUUGGGUCUAUUUGUAUCCUCUAGAGAAAUGUCAAGAGAAUUAGGAAAAUCACAACAUUGGUGUGAAAUCUGUGGUAAAUCAUUCUCUACAAGUAGUAACUUGAUUAAUCACAUUCGUGUUCAUACAGGUGAGAAGCCAUUUCACUGUGUUACCUGUGGUAAAUCAUUCUCUCAAAACAGUGACUUAACUAAACACAAACGUAUUCAUACAGGAGAGAGACCCUAUCAUUGUGUUACCUGUGGUAAGGCAUUCACUGAGAAUAGUCACUUAAGCAGACACAAACGUUUUCAUACAGGAGAGAAACCAUACGACUGUGAUAUCUGUGGUAAGUCAUUCUCUAUAGUUAGUGACUUAACAACUCACAAACGUAUUCAUACAGGAGAGAAGCCAUAUCGCUGCGAUAUCUGUGGCAAAGCAUUCUCUCAAAACAGUGACUUAACUAUACACAAACGUAUUCACACAGGAGAGAGACCAUAUCACUGUGAUAUCUGUGGUAAAUCAUUCUCUGGAAUUAGUGACUUGACUAAACACCAACGUAUUCAUACAGGAGAAAAACCAUAUAGUUGUGAUAUCUGUGGUAAAUCGUUCUCUGACAACUCAAAUUUAACUAAACACAAACGUAUUCAUACAGGGGAGAUGCCUUAUAAUUGUGAUAUUUGUGGUAAAUCAUUCCAUCAGAGAAAUAAAUUAGCUAGACAUGCAUCUAUCCAUGUGAAAGUGUGAUUGUACCAUUGUCAAAAUUCAUUAGAACAUCCCACAGUCACCAAUAUUUUAAAACCGUUUCCCCUGCUAAAUCAUGGCUUAACUUUUGUGCCCUUUGCAGUAAAAACUGACCCCCUGACAGUAACCAUACUCAUACAAAAUACAAAAUAGCUGACAGUUAGCAAGGUGGGACACACAUAAGAAAGAAGAAAGCAAAGGACCACUGAUGAGGUCACAGAGUGUGACAAAAGAACUCUGGCCGAAAUAGGAUUAAUGUAAUAUAAAGCUGAAGCAAAUUAACACCAAAUAUAGUGCGUGUGAUUUUAUUGGCUAAACUGGCAAUAUGACCAUCCCCAAGUACAACAACAUCUGUUUCAACACACGAUUUCACAUCAAAAAUCUUGCAAAACAAAUAUAUAA
Octopus bimaculoides (California two-spot octopus) is the source of this 1498-nucleotide messenger RNA. RefSeq lists its product as uncharacterized. Gene Ontology annotation, biological process: regulation of transcription by RNA polymerase II. The record is from RefSeq and is a predicted model, not a curated record. Gene Ontology annotation, molecular function: RNA polymerase II cis-regulatory region sequence-specific DNA binding; DNA-binding transcription activator activity, RNA polymerase II-specific. Lineage: Eukaryota; Metazoa; Mollusca; Cephalopoda; Octopoda; Octopodidae. Gene Ontology annotation, cellular component: nucleus.